Molecule: messenger RNA, 1280 nt
Organism: Dendrobium catenatum
Lineage: Eukaryota; Viridiplantae; Streptophyta; Magnoliopsida; Asparagales; Orchidaceae
Exons: 5
Coding region: 321-941 (206 amino acids)
Source: RefSeq, a predicted model, not a curated record
AAUAUAACAAGAACCCUCGCCCGUUCUCACUUUUCAUUCCAUCCAUCGCUCUCCCUCUCUCUUCAUUGCUCGCGCACAAAAUUCUUUCCCAACAAUGAAACCCUAAGCUUUGAAUUCGGCUAGGAUCUCCUCGUAAAUCCUUCUUUUUUCGGGAACCAAGAGCCGGAGUUGAAACCUCCAUCUUUAUUUGUACAGAGGGACCUCCUCGAGACCAAGACCCGUGCCUAGAAGCCGUUUCUCCACUAACCUGUGAUUAGCAUGCUUUGCUCAUUGUCUUAACAAGCAAGGAGGGACUUAAUUGAUAGUGAAAUCCGUUAAAGAUGGUUUUGAACGUUGAUCUGAAUGACCGUCCUGCUGAAAGCUGGCAGUUUGAGGAUGAUGUUGCUCCUAUUGAUCUGCAGCAUGAGCAGAUAACUAUUAUGGGAACUCCUGGAUCCUUUCUUUCACCAAUUGAUGCAGAUGCCAUACCUGAUGAUGAUGUCAUUUUGCUACCUUCCUCUGCGUGGGUUUCUCCGGCCAAAAGCCAGUCAAGGAGGAAACGGCCAGUUACAGUUGUUAUUGAUGAGGGCAUGGAAACAAAUACUUGGCAAUCAGGAGUUGUGGAGGAACCAGUAACAACUUUGUCACUUAGUAUCCAAAAAUUGCAUACUUCAAUUCCUUCAGGAAGAACAAUCAUUGAUUGCGAUUUGAAUGCAAAUGAAAAAUGCAUUCCGAAGGAAAUGAGGCCAAAUCCUGCGACGUGGGAGGCUUCAGCACCAAGCAAGGAACAUAAUAUAACAUGCCCUGUAUGCUUGGGCUCAUUAAAUGAGCCUUCGACCACGAUCUGUGGUCAUUUGUUCUGUCGUAGCUGCAUUGAGACUGCAAUCUUAAAGCAGAAGAAGUGUCCUACAUGCCGGAGGAAGCUCACAAAGAGGAACUUCCACAGGGUCUACCUCCCAUAAAGUUAAGGGAUUUUUAUUUUUUCCCUUUGUAACAUCUCUUGUAAACGCCUUGAUUCAGCUUCUGGAAAAGAAAAUUAGCUUGAGCAGCAGAACCUCGUGGAUCUGAAGAAUUUGCUGCGGUGCUGUUACUGGAAAGCGUGUAACCAUUAUUGCCUCCAGCUUUGCUGUUUUAGCGGAUGACCAAUUUUGAUAAGUGGGUGGAGUUCUGCUGUAAGGAGGUAUCUUGUUUUAAUUUGGUUUUGGUAAUAGUUUAGCUAUAUUGCAGAAGGAAAAAUAGUGUAAGUUACAAGUGAAUUGAAGAUUUAUUCAAAUUAUUAUGGCAUUGCUUCCUUUGCUCCA